This is a messenger RNA of Aphidius gifuensis, 1493 nucleotides long. RefSeq names its product guanine nucleotide-binding protein G(i) subunit alpha (gene Galphai). Gene Ontology annotation, biological process: adenylate cyclase-modulating G protein-coupled receptor signaling pathway. Lineage: Eukaryota; Metazoa; Arthropoda; Insecta; Hymenoptera; Braconidae. Bases 413 to 1483 code for a protein of 356 amino acids. Gene Ontology annotation, molecular function: G protein-coupled receptor binding; GTPase activity; GTP binding. The transcript has 5 exons. Gene Ontology annotation, cellular component: heterotrimeric G-protein complex. The record is from RefSeq and is a predicted model, not a curated record.
UCAUUUCCCCCUCUCUCAUGCCUGUAUUAUUCAUCAUCGCAAUUCACUCCAGUGAACAUACAUGAACGAAAUAUAUUUUUUAUUCAUUAACAACAAAUUAAACAUUAAAUAUAAAAAAAAAAAAAAAUAGUUCGCGUCGGCGCGAGGUAAAAAACACUGACACACACGCAUUACAACAAUAAAAAAUAAAAAAAAAAAAGGGUCGUGGGCGCGUCGGCGUUUUUGUGUGUAUUAUUUAAAAAAAACAAUAACCGUCAAAGUAAAUUUACAAUAUUUACCAAAAGUUUAUCCUAAAAUAAUUGUGUAAAUAAUUAAUUAAAAAAAACAACAGAUAACAAAAAGGGGGAUUGAUCAAAAUAAAAAAUUGGAUUAAUUUUGUGGUUUUUUUAUUGUUUUGUGAUUAUCAGUAACAAUGGGGUGUGCUGUUAGCACCCAGGGUGACAAGGCAGCAGCCGAGAGAUCCAAAAAAAUUGAUAAAGAUUUACGUGCUGAUGGUGAAAGAGCUGCCAGUCAGGUCAAGCUAUUAUUACUUGGCGCUGGUGAAUCUGGUAAAUCAACAAUAGUUAAACAAAUGAAAAUAAUACAUGAAACUGGCUAUAGUAGAGAAGAAUGUCAACAAUACAAACCAGUUGUUUACAGCAAUACAAUACAAAGUUUAAUGGCAAUAAUACGUGCAAUGGGACAACUUAGAAUUGAUUUUUCAGAUCCAAGUAGAGUUGAAACAGCAAGACAAUUUUUUACUCUUGCAUCAGCAACAGAUGAGGGUGAUUUAACUGUUGAGCUAGUAACAUUGAUGAAAAAAUUAUGGCAAGAUGCUGGUGUACAAGCAUGUUUUUCACGUGCAAGAGAAUAUCAAUUAAAUGAUUCAGCAGCAUAUUAUUUAAAUGCACUUGAUCGUAUAUCACAACCAAGUUAUAUACCAUCACAACAAGAUGUGUUAAGAACACGUGUUAAAACAACUGGAAUUGUUGAAACUCAUUUUUCAUUUAAAGGACUAGAUUUCAAAAUGUUUGAUGUUGGUGGACAAAGAUCUGAACGUAAAAAAUGGAUUCAUUGUUUUGAAGGUGUAACAGCAAUAAUUUUUUGUGUUGCAAUGAGUGGUUAUGAUCUUGUUCUGGCUGAAGAUGAAGAAAUGAAUCGUAUGGUUGAAUCAAUGAAGCUAUUUGAUUCAAUAUGUAAUAGUAAAUGGUUUAUGGAUACAUCGAUAAUAUUAUUUUUAAAUAAAAGAGAUUUAUUUGAAGAUAAAAUACAAACAAGUCCAUUGACAAUAUGUUUUCCAGAAUAUACUGGAGCUAAUAAUUUUGAUGAAUCAUCAAAUUAUAUUAAAAUGAAAUUUGAAAAUCUCAAUAAAAGCAAGGAUCAUAAACAAAUUUAUACACAUUUUACAUGUGCAACUGAUACAUCAAAUAUUGAAUUUGUAUUUGAUGCUGUGACUGAUGUUAUUAUUAAUAAUAAUUUGAGUCAUUGUGGUCUUCUUAGUUAAACAAUUAUUA